This is a messenger RNA of Gamsiella multidivaricata, 2703 nucleotides long. RefSeq lists its product as uncharacterized. The record is from RefSeq and is a predicted model, not a curated record. Bases 62 to 2329 code for a protein of 755 amino acids. Lineage: Eukaryota; Fungi; Mortierellomycota; Mortierellomycetes; Mortierellales; Mortierellaceae. The transcript has 7 exons.
AGAGCUCUCGCUGUGCGUGCGGAAGAGGAUAAAAUACUCAUCAGCUGAUCACAUUACCGUUAUGCGAGGAAGUGUGAUUGGUGUGUGGCACAGUGGUUGGACAACACAUGUCAGCGGCGCCUCUCUAGCAAAGGGGGCUGCUGAUUGCACUUUUAGUGUGCUUUCUUUUAUUAUACAUUUUUUAUGUCUCCGAUUUUUACAUAAUCGACAUACUAACAUCCUUAUUUUCAUCUGUCGACCUGGACCAGCGACCGUUCGAGGUAUUUAUGCUCCUUGUGUACUGAUGUUUUGCUUGGAUAAAGCAAGUAUAAUGCGACAGAUCUUGUCCUUAUCGUCAUUUCCUCCGAUAAUAGCGAGCAUGAAGGAGUCGCUUUUAGCCGCGAUCAAGGAGGUGACCGCUCUGCUGCCGCUAUCCAAUCCGCAAUAUUUUUUGGACACGAGUCCAGGAGAGUACAGCGCUGAAGGUUAUAUCAUUUCUUGUCGAGGCCCGAGUGUGCAGGAUGAAUCCACGGAGAAGCGACUGCAAGACGAGUGGUGGAAUAAACUCGUUCCGAAAUUGAAAGAGAGUAAUGACAAGUGUCUUCAAGAAACUGGGACGCGACUUAAAAAGGAAUGGAAGUCAGAGAAGCAUCUCCUACUGGAUUCAGUGGAUGAGCUUGCCGCGAAAAAAUUCAAACGGGGCAUGAAGCAGGCGUUCCAGGAACACCAACUCAAAGUCGUGGAGAUAUCAUCUCAAAGACUUGAAAAGAACCUCACAGAAAUAUUGGAUGAAUCUCCAAACGCUGCUCCGAGUAUAGAGUCGUCGUGGACACCUUCACCACUACCGUUCUCAUCAAGAACAUCGCUCCGUGUUGCUGUCGAUGAUCGAUCUGCAGACGGCAAUGACAAUGAGAAUGACAGUGACCAGAGCUCCAAAGACGGACAUGACCACGACCUCCCUCAGUCUCAGUUACCCAGAGGUGGUAAGACUGUCGCCGAUUCGACCUCAUUGAUUCAUGAUCAUAAGCCUAAGCAAGGUCAUGCAAGUUCAACGUUCAUUCCCAUUGCAGGACAGGAGCACCCCCGUGGCCUAUUCGACAAUGAGAAUACUGGUUUGCCAAAAACUCCUAGGAACAAAUCCAUUUCGCCCACAGUUGUUGGAACAGAGUCGAUUGACAGCCCACCUACCGUUACCUCUGGUCCCCCUGAAAAGAGCCUAUUCUUGAUGGACGAGGAUGAGGAAGACUACUUGUUACCUGAGUCUGCAAGUCAAGGGUUUGUGUUCAAAGGGAUGUUUGAAGGCGUUAAUGUCGCAGCAGGUUUUCAAAGUUAUUUCUCGGAAGUGAAAAGAAGUCGGGUUUAUAUUAAGCAUACGGACCAGGCGCUUGGCAGGUCGGGCAUCAUUCUUCUUAAGGAUGGUGGAACGGAGCUACAGAAGAAACACUUUGGGUCAGAUGCUCUUGCAAAGCUACGAGUACUAUUCCACACGCGCUUUUGGAAGACUGCAGAUGUCACUACUGAGCGCUCGCAAGUCCGGGGCUGGCUUGAUGUAAUAGAAGACAAGAAAUUUGACAGAGCAGAGUCCUUUACUGCGAUUAUUUCCUCGCCCCCCUCCAGCUCUUUGUCCCAAAAGCUGUGGACGUACAUCCUUUCAGCAUUGAAUGACUUUCCACUGGUGAACGACAAGUCAUAUUCCGAAUCGACAGGAGUCUCCUCCUAUAUAACCCCACUUUGCAGAGUAUUCAUGGCGAACACGGAAAAGUGCACGUUUUUUAACUUUGUCGACAAGAAGACAGUUUCGAGCCAAACCACGAGCAGUCGCAAAGAGCCUGACAUGGUACUGGAAUUGAAGGAUGCCUCCAAUAAGACCAUUUGCGACCUGGCGUUUGGUGAGGCGACGUCACAUGCUCAGCAGAAACAGCACAAGAAAAACGCAAAAGACGUUGUACGUCUAGGUCUCAACUUGAAAGACUCGCUCGACAAUAUCGAGGAUAAGUAUGGCGUUCGCGAUGCCGUUUUGGCUGGAGCUCAGGUCGUAGCAGAUACCAUGAGCAUUUACCUGAUGGCGCGGUGUGGAAAUAUGUAUCUCAUGUCACACGAGCAGGACUACAGCGUUCCAGACAGCCUGAAGAGCCUUCUGUUGAUGAACAGUCAGUACAAGGCGUUUCACGAGCUGAUGGUAACAAUCGACGAGGGGGUUGCGCCUGUCCUGCAGGGAGUAGGUAGAACAGGAGACAUCAUUCCAAACCCGACCGUGGACAUGCUGAGGUGUACAACCAUACGAACCCCCGAAUUUAAGACAUUCUUAAGAAAGCCAGAGAGCCGACCUCAAGGUAUUCAUGCCCCUUAAAUAAAAGAAAACCAAUUGCCUUAAAAUUUUAAUGACAAAAUAGUACAAUUGUUUAAUCCAAAGCUUUAUCUUACUUUCAGGCAACAUCGGGGCAUGUCAGAAAGCGUGCGUGUCUGAGACUGAAUAAUAGAACCCCUAAAUAUAACUAGAACAAGUGAACAAAAUCGACGCGCCCUGGAAUUCUCCUGCAGGAAGGAGAGAAAGAGCCGACGAAGGAUCAAAAAAGCAACGUCGCCAUGAACGCUUGGCUGUCAGAAGCCCGUUGAUUUAACACGCUAAGACCUUAAGCAAGCAUUACUUGUUCUCAUUGUGGAUGACCUGGGUAACGAAGCAAGUAUUGACAUGAAGAUUCACAUUGGAUUGCCGAAUUUGCU